This is a messenger RNA of Camellia sinensis, 1923 nucleotides long. RefSeq names its product protein ABIL2. The record is from RefSeq and is a predicted model, not a curated record. NCBI's taxonomy places the organism in Eukaryota, Viridiplantae, Streptophyta, Magnoliopsida, Ericales, Theaceae.
AAAAAAAACCCAGGUUAGUCUCUUUGCAUUUCAUUGUUUGGUUUCUGAGAAAGUGCUUAAAAAUGGGUUUUUUAAUCCUCCAUUCACAAGGUUUCAUUUUUCAUUUUUCUGGGUUCUUGAAUUUCUUGGCAACCAAAUGGGGGGUUUUGUGAAAUACACAGCUUUUUGACGUUUUUAAGGAUUGAAUGUUAAGUUUUUGAUAUGGGAAUAUUCUUCUUUUCCCUUUUUUUGUUUUGUUUUGUUUUGUCUGUGUGUUAUGAUAAACAAUUAAUUAAUCUUUGUUUGAAUACCUCCUUUUGAAUAUGAAUCGGAAUCAUAUCUUAGUUCGAACUUGUAAUUUAAGGCUGUCUCUAUCUCUGGCAUUUCCUUUUGAUUUUCUCAGUGCUGAUUGGGGUUCCUGUUUUGUAAUUAAAGAUUGAAUUAUAGCGCAACAUUUAGGCAUAGAAUCAGAACUAGAAUGUCAUCUAAUUUGUUUUUGUUUUUGUUUUUAGUCCUUUUCGUUCCCUUGAGUUUGAUUUUGGAUGGGUUUUGCUUUUAUUCACAAUUUUUUGUAGUAGGAUAGACAAUUCUUGAUGCAAAAUUUUCCUUCAUGGAGACAAUGAUUUCCUCUGUUUCACCGGCAAUCCCUCGAGGCCCGGCAAAUUUUGAUGAGGUUUCUAUGCAUCAGAGCUUGCUCUUUUCUGACAGUCUGAAGGAUUUGAAGAAUUUGAGAACACAGCUGUACUCAGCUGCCGAGUAUUUUGAACUUUCAUACACCAAUGACGACCAAAAACAGAUAGUAGUGGAUACAUUGAAAGAUUAUGCCAUUAAAGCCCUCGUGAAUACAGUGGAUCAUUUGGGUUCUGUUACAUAUAAGGUUAAUAAUCUCGUGGAUGAAAAAGUUGAUGAAGUUUCUGGAACAGAGCUUCGGGUAUCUUGUAUAGAACAGAGAAUACGGACAUGCCAGGAGAACAUUGAUCGUGAAGGCCUUUCCCAGCAGUCGCUAGUGAUAAACACUCCCAAGUACCACAAGCGAUACAUCUUGCCAGAUUCACACAUUUCAAGCUCAGUUGGGGAGACCAUGCAAGGCACUAAUUCAAGUUAUCAAGGGUUUAGUCUGGACGAUGAGGACAACUGGAAUCAGUUUAGGCACGUUGUUCGGCCUACAAUUAGAGAGACCCCAUCAUCCUCUGGCAGUUUUAUGCCAUGCAGGAAAGGGCGAUCCCCAUCACCUUCUCCAGGACCCUUGCAACGAUCUGGAACCUUCUUGUUCACUAGCAGCAUGCCAAAAACAGAACUAGAAAGGAGGACAGUUUCACCUCAUCGAUUUCCUCUGCGACGUUCUGGAUCUGUCUCUAGUCGGCCAACCACCCCAAAUCGAAGAUCGACCACCCCAAAUCCAACUCGGCCAACCACUCCCACCCCUCCUGCUGGAAGACAGCGGUAUGCUUCAGAGCCUCGGAAAUCGGUUUCAAUGCGCCUCCGUCCUGAAAAAGAAAAGGAGAAGGAAAAUUCCAAAGAGAUAGACCAAUACCCGAGUAAAAGUAAACGUCUGCUCAGGGCCUUGCUCAGCCGGCGCAAGUCCAAGAAAGAUGAUGUGCUCUAUACAUACUUAGAUGAAUACUGAGAGAAAUACAGCCCUAUUUCCGUAGGCAUUUGUGCCAUCAUGUAACUUUUCAUGAUUUUUUGGGCUGUCCUUUUUCGUAAUUAUUCAGCAGUGAUGUAAUUUAUCAUUCACAUAAUAAUUUUAAGUUGGUUGAUAUAUAUCAUUUUAUUAGGUUCUAUGGAAGGUUGAUUAGUGUCUCAGUACUUGGAACUAAAAUUCUUUCCCAAUGAUGGCUUCAAUGCCUAUAAUUUGAGAGAUAACAUGACGCCUUCUCUCGAAUUCAAAGAUGUGACACAAACAAUGACUCUUUGCUGGAAUUUAGAAACAGUUUCUGAAUA